Molecule: messenger RNA, 813 nt
Organism: Camellia sinensis
Lineage: Eukaryota; Viridiplantae; Streptophyta; Magnoliopsida; Ericales; Theaceae
Source: RefSeq, a predicted model, not a curated record
AUGUUCAUGAAGAUGAAGCCGCCAACUUUCUUAGGUGGUAUUGAACCCUUAAAGAUAGAGACAUGGUUACUUGAAAUGGAGAAACUAUUUGAAGUGUUUCCUUGCUCCGAGAUGCAAAAGGUUCUAUUGGUCACCUAUAACCUAAAAGAUGAAGCCCGAAGAUGGUGGUUGCUAAUUCUAAAUAGUAACGGGAACAUAACAUGGGCUCAAUUCAAUGAGAUUUUCUACGAUAAGCACUUUCCUCAGUGCUUUCAAGAUCAAAAGGUUUCUGAAUUCCAAGAACUUAAGCAAGGUAAGAUAUCCGUAACCGAGUAUGAGGCUAAGUUUACUAAGUUGGCCAGAUUUGCUCCUCAUAUGGUCAACACAGACUAUAAGAAGGCUCAGAAAUUCGAGGGGGGAUUAGAUUUGGAGGUGUUUGAUCGAGUAGGAAUUUUGAAGUUGUCUACAUAUGUGGAAGUACUUGAUAGAGCAUUGAUGGCAGAGGCCAUUCUGACAACAAAGAAACAAGCUACAACUUUAACAACUAAAUGGAGAGAUUGUGCAAGGAAGCAUAGAGGAGUGUGUUACUGUGCAUCUGGUGCUUGUUCUUGGUGUGGCAAACUCGACCAUAUAAUGAAGGAUUGUCCACUGUGGUCCAAAAAUGCCAACCGCCUUGCAACAAGUUCAGCCGGAUCUGCCUCCAUAACAAGAUCAAAUGCAAGAACUAAUGCUAGAGGUAAUACUGGAAAUGAAACAUUAAGGCAAGGGAGAGUAUUCACAUUGGUGCCAGGGGAUGUACAGAAUACUGAGUCUAUGGUGUCAGAAAUUAACUAG